AAAAUGGUGUCUUUUUUAAGCAAAAUCAUUCACUUUGGAAACUAGUGACGACCCUUUAGCUACCAAAAUGGUUUCUGUCAUCCCUCCUUCUGCUUGAGGGUACUGUGUGAAAUUCACACGCACUCAUCUCCGUCACUUUGUAAUCUAAAUUUUUAUGUGGCACAUAUCCCGUUCGAUGAAAUGUCAAUAUAAAUAUUCAGACCAAAUCUUGGCUGUAUAUCUGUAUUUAUGAGUAAUAUUCGUUUGAAGGUGAGAGAGAGAGAGAGAGUAGUAUUAUAAAAGGGCUGUAAGAUUCCAAGGGAAAAGCUGUGUCUUUAGGGUUUUGCUGGAGCUGCAAGAAGCGGGUCCAUUUCUAUUAUACAUAUAAAGGGGGUUGUCAUCUUCAGCUUCAAGGUAGGUGAAGGCUCAAAAAUAUAUAUCAUAUAUAUAUUUAUAUAAAGUUACUGGUUUCGUCAUAUUUUCGUAUUAUUGAACAACCAGUUGUUUCGUUUGGGGCUUUCCUAUCUGAAAACGAAUACUCGUUGUUUCUUUAUUAGAACUAGCCCACCUGCUGCUGUAUCUAUCUCAAAACAUAUUUUCAUUUUUUUUUUUCUUUGCACAAAAUUGGGGAGCUGUAUAAGUUGCCGUUUUAUGAGGUUUCUGGUGGUGGGAGAUGUGUGUUGUUCAGUCAUUUAGUGGGAUUUGUUUGUGGGGAAUGUUGAGAUGGUUUGUCCCAAAAUAGAAAUGCAAGGGCAAAGAUGGUUUUCUGGGCAGCUUGCCCACACCCAUUUGAAAAUUUCUUGGAUUAAGCAUCAAAUCAAUCAGAAAGAUGGUGUCUUGGCAAACCCCCCUCCAUUUGUUCUUGCACCACCUUCAUCUUAUGUUGAUGGCAGCAGUUUCCACAGAGAGUCAGGCCCUUCUCCCUCUUCAUCUGGGACAAGAAUCAGCCCUGCUGUUCUCUUCAUUAUAGUGAUUCUGGCUGUGCUUUUCUUCAUAUCUGGUCUGCUCCACUUGCUUGUGAGAUUUCUCACCAAGAACCCCUCCUCGUCUCAGUCGAAUCGGAAUGUUGAAUCUUCUACCUCUGAUGCCCUCCAGAGGCAGCUGCAGCAGCUCUUCCAUUUACAUGACUCUGGUUUGGAUCAAGCUUUUAUAGAUGCGUUACCCGUGUUUUCGUACAAGGAGGUUGUGGGGCCGAAGGAGCCGUUUGAUUGUGCAGUUUGCUUGUGUGAGUUCACGGAGAGUGAUCAGUUGAGGUUGCUUCCCAUGUGUAGCCAUGCCUUUCAUUUGAGCUGCAUUGACACCUGGCUCCUCUCGAAUUCAUCUUGCCCUCUUUGCAGGGGGACACUCUUCAACCCGGGAUUCUCGAUAGAGAAUCCAAUGUUCGACUAUGAUGACUUCAGGGAGGAGGAUGGAUGCCCUGGUUAUGGUGAUAAUGGAUUCUCGAUUGCUCAAAAGAGGGUGGAGAUCGAGGAGGUUGCUACGGAGAAGGGGGUCUUUCCCGUUAGGCUUGGGAAGUUUCGAAAAUUAGAUGAAACCGAAGGGGGGGAAGCCGUAGGAGAGACUAGCAGCAGUAAAUUGGAUGCUAGGAGGUGUUACUCGUUGGGUUCUUAUCAGUAUGUAGUUGGUGAUGCUAACCUUAGGGUAGCCUUGAGCCAAGAACGAGCUCAGAAUCGAGCAAAGCUCGUCAGAGGGGCCGAGCAGGCUGUCAAUGCUCCGGCCGAUGAAAACACGGAUGGGAAGAAGAUUAGUAUUGGCACAAAGACUGAUAGCUACUCUGUUUCCAAGAUUUGGUUGUGGUCAAAGAAGGGGAAGUUCGCAAGCUCCUCGGGCGCCCACUUGGAGAAUUCGUCGCCACCAAACCUCGACUUAUCCUGGAUGCGUAGAACCGAAGGCGUCUGAAAGGUCUUUUUAUUUUUUGAUUCAUCAUCCAUCAUCAGUUAAAUGGCAGUUGUUUGGCUUAUUUUUGUUAUGAAAAGAAAUUGGCUGCAUGAUUGGAAAGAAUUUGGUAUAGCUAUAUAAUGCAUCAGAGUUCCCUAUCAA
Salvia miltiorrhiza (redroot sage) is the source of this 2019-nucleotide messenger RNA. RefSeq names its product RING-H2 finger protein ATL46. The record is from RefSeq and is a predicted model, not a curated record. Lineage: Eukaryota; Viridiplantae; Streptophyta; Magnoliopsida; Lamiales; Lamiaceae. The coding region runs from base 703 to 1878 and encodes 391 amino acids. The transcript has a single exon.